AUGAGCAUCAGGACCCCACCCACACUUUUGCAGCUGGCAGCAGAGAGCCUGCUGAGGGACCAGGCCUCUGCCAUCGCAUCUCUGGAGCACCUGCCCGCCGAGCUCUUCCCAGAGCUGUUCAUUCAGGCCUACAGUAGUAGAUGCCACCAGGUCCUGAAGGCGAUCAUGCAAGCCUGGCCCUUCACUGUCCUCCCUCUGGGCUGUCUGCCAGACCUGUCACUGGACGAGGUCUUCAAAGCCGUGUUGGAUGGGCUUGACCUUCUGCUUGCCCAGGAAGUUCGCUCCAGGAGGUGCAAACUGUGGGUGCUGGAUUUAAGGAAACUGGGUUCAGACUUCUGGAGAAUGUGCUAUAGAGACAGCACCAAAAAGCCCUCCCCGACUUGUCCAAUGGAUGUGCACAGGUCCAGCCCCAACAUGGAGCACCCCUUAGCUCCCGUAGAGGUGUUCCUAGACCUUAACUGCAAUGAAUGGGACACUGAUGAGUUUUUCAUGUACGUCAUCCAAUGGGCCAAGCAGAGGGAAGGGCUGCUACACCAAAGCUGA
Pipistrellus nathusii (Nathusius's pipistrelle) is the source of this 543-nucleotide messenger RNA. The record is from the annotation of a GenBank genome assembly. NCBI's taxonomy places the organism in Eukaryota, Metazoa, Chordata, Mammalia, Chiroptera, Vespertilionidae.